AUGCCCGAGGUCGUGGUAAACGUGAUGCAAACGCUGGAGAAACGUGAUGCAAACGCUGAGGCCGAUCCUACGGAGGCUCUUCUUAGACGUGAUGCUCAGGAGGUUAAACGUGAUGCUCAGCAGGCCUCCUUCUUUAAAC
This is a messenger RNA of Racocetra persica, 139 nucleotides long. Lineage: Eukaryota; Fungi; Glomeromycota; Glomeromycetes; Diversisporales; Gigasporaceae. The record is from the annotation of a GenBank genome assembly.